AUGCCGCGUCGCAAGGCCGCCGACCGGAACCAGCCGCACAAGUCCCGCUCGCGCAACGGCUGCCUCACGUGCCGCAAGAGGAAGAUCCGAUGCGACGAGGCCCGUCCCGUCUGCUCCAACUGCAAUGCCAAGGGGCUGCAGUGCCUGCGCGGCGUGACGCUGAAAUGGGAGGCCGAAUACGCUGGCCGCGGCAUCGCCUUUGGUCGCUGUGGCGUGUGGAGCAAAAACGGCCAGCACGACGACCUGCCCAGCCUUGACUCGAGCGCCGUGCACUGGCUACCCCUGCCGGAGAUCCAGCCCUACCACUUCGUCAAUAGCACCGUCGACGGCUUCGAAGACUCGCUUGCCGAACAGGAAGAGUUGGGCCUCGUGCCCGCCGGGCAGUCUGCGUGCUCAUCGCUCAGUUCUGCCUGCACUUCCAUUCCGCCUGUUUGGUCGCCCUCGCCGCUCCUCUACUCUCCCCCAGCAUUCCCCCAGUUGGAAGACUCGACGUACGCCCCGUUGCUCAACUACUACUUGGAGCGCUUGUGCCCUCUGACGACUCCGAGCCAUCGAGCAUCGUCUCCUUUUGCAACUCUCGUCCUUCCUUUUUCGGUUUCGGCUUCCUCCAAUGCACUCAAUGCCAUCCUUGCCUUGGCAGCACGACAUCUGUCCAAAACCAACCGCGCCUGGAAAUCCGCCGCCAUGCAGCUGGAAGGCAAGGUCUUGCGUACCCUCAGGAAGCGUUUGAUGGCCGAACACCCCGAGAGCGUGGCUCUGGACCCAGAAGUGCCAACCAUCAUGAUGAUGCUGUGUUUGUAUGAGAUCAUCAACAAGUGCGAUGAGCGCUGGGUCAUCCAUCUCAAAGGCGCGCGGGAUCUAAUCCGCACUCGAAAGCGCCUUGUGGCCGCUGCGCCAAAGCCAUCGUCUGAUCUUGUCGGCUUCUCAGAGCGCUUCUUCGCCUAUCAAGAUGUCAUUGGCCGGACCGCCUGCGGUGAGGUGCCAAUAUUCGGCAGCGACUAUUGGGAUUCCGGCGACCAAACCGCAGACGCCUGGCUCGGAUGCAGCCCCGAAUUGGUUUCCAUCAUUUGCUCCGUCACAGAACUCAGCCGCCUCAGACGCGAAGACCCCGCCGCGUCAACCAGAGCCAGCUUCGCCAUCAAGGCAGAAGCUUUGGAAACCCGGCUUACAGACCUGGUCCAAACAGUGGCGGAUCCGGCCGAUGAUCUCCUUUGCAGGUCUGCAGAGAUCAAGCGCUUGGCCACCAUUGUUUAUCUCUACUGCGCCUUGUACGGCGCCUCGCCAACCACGCCUCUGGUCAUUGUGCAUGUCAGGCAAAUCCUGAGACAUAUCGCUGGCUUCAUUGAGCACGGCGUGGCGUCGGGCCUGACAUGGCCGCUCUUUGUCGCCGCAGUGGAAUUAGAUCCGCUGCAGGACGAGCUAUGGACCGACGAACGCACCCGCCGACCCGUGUAUGGCCGGCGGCUCGUAUUGCAGGCACUCGAUCACAUGGCGCAGGCGAGCAUCGCCAAUGUGUCGCGCACCCGAGCCGUGGUGAGCAAGGUGUGGGAAACGCGCGAGGCGCAAGAGGCGACUAGCAGCCCGCCAUCGUUAGACGUUGACGGGCUGCAGAACUGCAACGACUGGGAGCGCUUCGUCGCGCCGCUUAGCGGUAAUAUGAGCCUUGCGUGA
Molecule: messenger RNA, 1671 nt
Organism: Aplosporella prunicola CBS 121167
Lineage: Eukaryota; Fungi; Ascomycota; Dothideomycetes; Botryosphaeriales; Aplosporellaceae
Exons: 2
Coding region: 1-1671 (556 amino acids)
Biological process (GO): positive regulation of transcription by RNA polymerase II
Cellular component (GO): nucleus
Molecular function (GO): transcription cis-regulatory region binding; DNA-binding transcription factor activity, RNA polymerase II-specific; zinc ion binding
Source: RefSeq, a predicted model, not a curated record